AUGAAGUUCUGGGAGUCUCACGCAGGCCAUGGUCUCAUGAAGGAUGACGAGGUUGUCUUAAACUCCCAGAAUGGUGUUGCCAUUUACGAGGGGGAGAAUCAAACACGUUGGCAGGACGGCAAACUGACGGUUACCACGCACCACAUCUUUUUUCGUACAUUGGACGGGGAAACACAUGUCCUACGGCUUCCACUGCAAACCGUUUACAACUCUGGUAAGAGCAUCUAUAGCAAGGCACGCUUUGCCUUUUCGCACGCUAAGAUCAUAGUUCCGCUUCCAGGUCAAGACGACGUGUAUGUGAAAUUUUCCUUUCGACGUGGAGGCAUGGAGGAAUUCUUCGAGGCUCUGCAGAGGGCAUUGCACGAAAAACACUGGAUUCCAACUGUGCCACGUGCUACAGCUACAGCACCCUCGCCUCCAUCGAAGAGGGCACCGUUACUCUCGUCAACAGAGACGCCAGCCCCGGGGUCAACCUCGGCUGCAAAGGGGAUGCCAGCAGCAGCGAUGACACCGGCGAAUGUAGUAACGAGUGGGUUGUACAGAGAGGGUACUGUGGAGGGGGACGAAGGCAACAUCAUUUCAUCAACGCCUCUACUUAGUGUCACUGAUAAGGCUGGUAUUGCGGGUCUUAUGCGGGCCUUUGCGGAGAAGGUUCGACCGUGUGAGUCGCUGCGCGACAUCGAUGAUGUGAUGACAAAGGCCUCUUCUUUGGUGGCAAAUAUACGAUAUCUUCGGGAAAAGCAAAGAGCAGGUGAAAAGACUGCCAGUGAAGACGAAACAGAAAUUGAAGGUAUUGAGGCAACGCUUGGCCUCGGGGCGAUGGUGCAAGCGUCGUCCAGCGGUUCCUCUCACGGUCGAUUUCACCAAGAGCUUGCGCUGGAGUUGCAUGCAUGGAUGACGCAUGCAAAGAACGAACGUGUUUUUGGAAGUAUGCCGCUGGUCCCGCUUAUAGAACUUUUUUCACUGUAUAAUAAAGCUCGGGGUGGGAGUAAUUUGGUUUCGCCAGGUGACGUCUUACAGGCCUGCCGUGCUAUGACUAAGCAACAAUACUCACGCUAUACAUUUAAGCAACUUUCCUCAGGGCGGCUUGCGCUACAGCACAAGGAUCCCUCGUUGGUGUUGAAGAAACUAGUGCAUGCUCUGGGGCCGCGUUACUGUAACCGCAACGACUCUUCUUUUAAAAAUAUAGGCUCCGAGGAUACAGUUCCAACAACGACUGUUUUUCCGAAGUCAUGGACUUCAUUAAACUUCAUCAAUGAAGUUCAAUUUGCGGCGAGUAUUCAGGUGGCUCGCUCAGUGGCAGAGGAUUUGCUAGAGGAGUUGGAGGCAGAGGGAUUUCUAUGCCGAUCCGGAGUUGAAAUGGGAAAUAUUGUAUUUCACUGGAAUAUCUUUGUUUUUUGA
Molecule: messenger RNA, 1401 nt
Organism: Trypanosoma rangeli
Lineage: Eukaryota; Euglenozoa; Kinetoplastea; Trypanosomatida; Trypanosomatidae
Product: ESCRT-II complex subunit VPS36
Exons: 1
Coding region: 1-1401 (466 amino acids)
Biological process (GO): protein transport to vacuole involved in ubiquitin-dependent protein catabolic process via the multivesicular body sorting pathway
Cellular component (GO): late endosome membrane; ESCRT II complex
Molecular function (GO): phosphatidylinositol-3-phosphate binding; ubiquitin binding
Source: RefSeq, a predicted model, not a curated record